GUAUCGGCUCAUAGGAGGAGAGAGAGUAGCAUCGCGAGGCAGCAUCAGAAAGAGAGUCAGCGCGCGAGCCUGAGGAGCUACGGAGCAUCUCCACCACCCUCACCCUCACCACCUCCUCCUCCAUCCACCCGCACCACCACCACCACCUCCACCCCAGAGCUGCUCCUCGCGCCUUCAGCAUGCAGCGGAUUUAACGGGCGGAGUUUUGCGCGCGUUCUCCUUCCUGCAGGGUGGAUGAGCGCACGAGCACACGGAGAUGCAACAGAUAAAGAGCCUCGCGCCGCUGCCGCUGCUGCUGUUCCACGCGCUCCUCUGGGGGUCGGCGCUCGGGGGGUCUCCCAGUGUGCAGAUAGGGGGCUUGUUUCCCAGAGGAGCGGAUCAGGAGUACAGCGCGUUCCGGAUAGGCAUGGUCCAGUUCGCCACCAAUGAGUUCAGACUCACUCCGCACAUCGAUAACCUGGAGGUGGCGAACAGCUUCGCCGUGACCAACUGCUUCUGUUCACAGUUCUCCAGAGGAGUUUACGCUAUUUUCGGAUUCUACGAUAAGAAGUCGGUGAACACGAUAACAUCGUUCUGCGGGACGCUGCACGUUUCCUUCAUCACCCCCAGCUUCCCGCUGGACGGCACACAGCAGUUCAUCAUCCAGAUGAGGCCGGACAUCAAAGGGCCUCUGCUCAGUUUGAUCGAGUACUACAAGUGGGACAAAUUCGCCUACCUGUACGACAGCGACCGCGGACUGACCACCCUGCAGGUUGUGCUGGACACAGCAGCAGAGAGGAAGUGGCAGGUGACGGCAAUAAACGUGGGCAACAUGAAGGACGAGAGGAAGGAUGAAGCCUACCGGUCACUGUUCCAGGACCUCGAGAACAAGAAGGAGAGGAGGGUUAUCCUGGACUGCGAGCAGGACAAGGUCAAGGACAUCAUGGAGCAGAUCAUAACCAUUGGGAGACAUGUGAAGGGAUAUCACUACAUUAUAGCAAACCUGGGAUUUGUGGACGGAGAUCUGUCCAAAAUCCAGUACGGAGGAGCCAACGUCUCGGGAUUCCAGAUUGUGGAUUUUGAAGACCCUUUGGUGUCCAAGUUCGACCAGCGCUGGGAGGCUCUGGAGGAGAAGGAAUACCCUGGAGCCGACAGCAAGAUACGGUACACCUCAGCGCUGACGUAUGACGCGGUGCAGGUCAUGACUGAGGCUUUCCGUUACCUCAACAAGCAGCACAUCGACAUCUCCCGCAGGGCCAACAACGGCGACUGCCUGGCUAACCCGGCCGUGCCCUGGGCUCAGGGGGUGGAGAUCGAACGUGCCCUCAAACAGGUUCGAGUGGAAGGUCUGACUGGUAAUAUUCAGUUUGAUCAGUACGGCAGGAGGGUGAAUUAUACUGUCAAUGUUAUGGAGCUGAAAAACAACGGUCCAGUUAAGAUUGGUUACUGGAACGAGGUUGAUAAGAUGGCUGUCACAAAAUCGGACCUUUUCCCCAAUGAUACGAUGGGUCUGGAGAACAAGACUGUUAUAGUGACUACUAUUCUGGAAGCACCGUAUGUGAUGCUGAAGAAGAACGCUGAUCUGUUUAUGGAUAAUGAGAGAUACGAGGGAUACUGCGUGGAUCUGGCGGCCGAAAUAGCCAAACACUGCGGUUUCAAAUACCGGCUGAAGAUUGUGGGGGAUGGGAAGUACGGAGCUCGAGACGCUGAGACUAAAAUCUGGAACGGAAUGGUUGGAGAGCUGGUUUAUGGGAAAGCUGAUAUAGCUGUGGCUCCGUUGACCAUCACCUUAGUCAGAGAGGAAGUGAUUGACUUCUCGAAGCCCUUUAUGAGUCUGGGAAUUUCCAUCAUGAUAAAGAAGCCGCAGAAGUCCAAGCCCGGUGUGUUCUCCUUCCUGGACCCGCUGGCUUACGAGAUCUGGAUGUGCAUUGUGUUCGCCUACAUCGGCGUCAGCGUGGUGCUGUUCCUGGUCAGCCGCUUUAGCCCGUACGAGUGGCACACGGAGGAAUACGAGGACGGACAGAUCCAGACCAACGAGUCGACAAACGAGUUUGGGAUCUUCAACAGCCUGUGGUUUUCCCUAGGAGCCUUUAUGAGACAGGGCUGUGAUAUCUCACCCAGGUCUCUCUCUGGUCGUAUAGUGGGAGGAGUGUGGUGGUUCUUCACUCUGAUCAUAAUCUCAUCCUACACGGCCAACCUGGCUGCUUUCCUCACAGUGGAGCGGAUGGUGUCCCCUAUCGAGAGCGCUGAGGACCUGGCCAAACAAACCGAGAUCGCUUAUGGAACUCUAGACUCCGGCUCAACCAAAGAGUUCUUUAGGCGUUCUAAAAUUGCUCUCUUUGACAAAAUGUGGACGUACAUGCGCAGCGCCGAGCCGUCCGUGUUCGUGAAGACGACGGCGGAGGGUGUGCUGCGGGUUCGGAAGUCUAAAGGGAAGUACGCCUACCUGCUGGAGUCCACCAUGAACGAGUACAUCGAGCAGCGCAAGCCCUGCGACACCAUGAAGGUCGGCGGCAACCUGGACUCCAAAGGCUACGGCAUCGCCACGCCCAAAGGAUCCUCAUUAAGAAAUGCGGUUAACCUCGCAGUACUAAAACUGAAUGAGCAAGGCCUGUUGGACAAAUUGAAAAACAAAUGGUGGUACGACAAAGGCGAGUGCGGCAGCGGGGGAGGUGAUUCCAAGGAAAAGACGAGCGCGCUCAGUCUGAGCAACGUGGCCGGGGUCUUCUACAUCCUGGUGGGCGGCCUGGGCCUGGCCAUGCUGGUGGCUCUGGUCGAGUUCUGUUACAAGUCGCGGGCCGAGGCCAAGCGCAUGAAGGUGACCUUUUCGGAUGCGAUGAGGAACAAAGCGAGGUUGUCAAUCACUGGAAGUACUGGAGAGAACGGCCGCGUGAUGAGCCCUGAGUUUCCUAAAGGCGUGCCCACCGUACCCUACGUCCGGCCUGGCGUGGGCAUGAGCGUCAGCCUAACCGACCUGUCCUGAGGGAUACGACCCUGUCGAGUGCCUUAAAUAAUGGAUUUCUAUAGAACAAAAAUCUUUUUUUUUUCGCCCUUAUUCUUUCUUGCCCUCUUUUUUCUCUCUAUAUAUAUGUUUCUUAUUUCUUUCUUCUUUAUCUCUCUAUCUUUUUCUAUCUCACUCUUUUACUCGUGUGAAUGGGAGUCAGUAUUCCACUCUCAAUAAAAAGAGACAUUGUCCCUCCUCUGAAUAGACUCACAGCGCUCUCCCAACACCAUCUAUCUCCAACACUACAGGGGCUGAUGACAUCAUUCCUUCGGUGGCGGACGUGCGGAAAGCUUCGGCUGCUGAGAGUUCGUGCGGGAAAAUCUCGUCAUCGUCCGAUUAUUCGUGUGUCCGAGUGUUUGUAGCUACUGCCACACUUCAAACCUUCACGUUGGCUCAAGCACACGCCACCAUCGUCCGCAUCAUCAUCAGGAUGUGCAAUGUUCUUUUGUUAAUAAAACCAACACAAAAAAAACGCUACAAAAAUAUUUUUUAUGUAUUUUCACACGAAAAACGGCUUUUAAAGAAAUCUGCUUACAUACCGGUUGCAUAUACAUAUAAUAUAAUAUAUAUAAAUAUAUAAUAUACAGUAUAUACUUGUACAUCUUUAAUCGCUCUGUACUUUUCAAACUACUUCGUUCUUAUUAUGUUUCCUACUUUUUAAACGCGCCAAAUAUAUCGCUCAUCACCACGUAAUUUAUUCUUACCGACUUUCUGUGUAUAACUUAAACUCAUUCAGCUCAUUUCGGUGUUAAUAUGAAGGUGAUGAAAUAAUAUCUAGCAAUGCUUAACAUUUGGAAUCUGUUUGACUAGUGUUGCUGCGGAUAUUACGUUACUACGUUUCUACGUUAUUGCGCUACUUGCUAUGUUUUCAUUACUACUUCCUUGUUUCACUUUGUUUUGUUUAUUUAUUUAUUUAUGUUUUGUUGCUUUUUAAUCAUCAAGGAUCAGGGUAGCAGUUCUGAUGUUCUGAUAAAAUAAGUAAACAAAAAAAAAAGAUGAAAAUGAAAACGAAAAAAAAAAAUACAACAAAUAAUGUACCUUAUUGUAUUAUUGCAUAAUGUUUUGCUGUGAAUUGAAUAGACGCAUUACACAUCAACCAACUGGUCUGUUUAAAAUGCCAAAUAAGUGAGUGUGCCAAAUUAUUACUGAAUAUAGUCCUAUUAUAAUCUGUCAUCAGUGUGAAUGUAGUAAAUACAUUCUGUACGUUUUAUUACUUUCUUUCUUUUUUUCUUUCUUUAUUUUCAAUACAUGUACAGUUUGGUGGCCUAGCGUCAUUAGAAUAAAUUAUUUAGUUACAUGUAUUCAUUUAUUUGUUUAGUAAUUUUUAUUUAUUUUAUUUUCUUUGCAUUAGGCCAGUUCAGCGCUAAUGUUAUAAUUUUAACUCAGUUUUAACAGAUUUUUCCCUUAUACUUUCAUUCCCGAAGUUAUAUCUUUAUGUACUGAGAAACAUAUUGUUACAUUAAUUAAAAUUAGAUCCCAGAACAUUGCUAAGAAUGAUCUGAGCAGCUUAUGACAUGGUUAUGAGCACUGUUGGUCAUUUUUGUUAUAGGAAAUAAUAAAUUAUGCUAAAAUGUGAACCAUUGUGUGCUCGGAAUUACCCAGAACUUUAACUAUAGAGUCUUAAAAGUAAAUUAGAAAUUGAAAUAUUUGCACAUUUGUAUGUUUUUAUUUCUUUAUUUUUGCUUUGCUUCAGUAUUAAAUAAAAAUGUUUCAUUUUCAGCACAAAAGCAAAUUUCACUUAUAUACUUAAUAUCACUAAUCUCACUCUUACUGCUGAUUUAUACCAGUUUGGGUCGGUUCAGUCUCGUUUUCAGACAGUUCUGUCACUUUGUAAAUGAAUGUGUGCCAACUUGGUUAUUUUUUGGGACUCUUUAUAAAUAAAAAAGUGACUAAUAGAA
Astyanax mexicanus (Mexican tetra) is the source of this 4881-nucleotide messenger RNA. RefSeq names its product glutamate receptor, ionotropic, AMPA 2b (gene gria2b). The coding region runs from base 257 to 2962 and encodes 901 amino acids. Lineage: Eukaryota; Metazoa; Chordata; Actinopteri; Characiformes; Acestrorhamphidae. The transcript is spliced from 16 exons. Gene Ontology annotation, molecular function: transmitter-gated monoatomic ion channel activity involved in regulation of postsynaptic membrane potential; AMPA glutamate receptor activity. The record is from RefSeq and is a predicted model, not a curated record. Gene Ontology annotation, cellular component: AMPA glutamate receptor complex; plasma membrane; postsynaptic membrane. Gene Ontology annotation, biological process: monoatomic ion transport; modulation of chemical synaptic transmission; synaptic transmission, glutamatergic.